Messenger RNA from Ctenocephalides felis (cat flea), 498 nucleotides. It is a transcript of the gene MED11, whose product is annotated as mediator of RNA polymerase II transcription subunit 11. The record is from RefSeq and is a predicted model, not a curated record. Gene Ontology annotation, biological process: regulation of transcription by RNA polymerase II. Lineage: Eukaryota; Metazoa; Arthropoda; Insecta; Siphonaptera; Pulicidae. The transcript is spliced from 2 exons. The coding region runs from base 97 to 498 and encodes 133 amino acids. Gene Ontology annotation, molecular function: transcription coregulator activity. Gene Ontology annotation, cellular component: mediator complex.
ACAAAUUUGAUGGAGAACAUAAAUGAUGCAAAUAUAAUUUAAACAAAAUCAUGUGCUCUUAGCAGAAAUAUUCUUAAUAAGUAGUUCCAGUAUAACAUGACAGCUCCAAUGGAGCGAAUACAAGUUUUGGAUUCUAUUGAAAAGGAUAUUAUUACCUGUUUACAAAGUGCCGGUCAAGCUUUUAUGGAAUUGAGCAAAGAAAAAUCAAGCCAGAAACAAGCAGAAGGACAGACACAUCAAUUUUUAAAGUCUUUAAGCCAAGUUGAAUCGAAAUUAACAGAGCAAAUUAACUACCUCACACAAGUUUCAACAGGACAACCACACGAAGGCUCUGGUUAUGCCUCACAAAAAGUCUUGCAAAUGGCUUGGCAUAGAUUAGAACAUGCAAGAUCAAGAGUAAAUGAAUUAGAUAGACUUAAAACUAAGCAUCAACAAAGAAAUGCUAAUAGAAAUAAUGGUGUUGUUGCUACAAAUAAUUCUACUGUAAAUAAUGCAUAA